AGCACAGCAGCAAUCUUACCGACUGCAUCUCGAGCUAGAUCGAACCAACGUGAAAAACCAAAAAUCCAGUAGAAUAAAUAGCUGCGUAGUAAAGACCGAGCCUACACCACCAGAGUGCCAUCAGUCAGUCAUGGUCCAUAGUUAGGUGUAGUUAAAAUCAAUUGUCGUGCUCAAAUCCUUCUUCUCGAGGCAGAACAUUUCAGCUCCUUUAGUCACAAAAAAAGAAAAGGCAAAGAUGAAAUGUUGAUUUAAUCGAUCGAGUCGCGAAAGAAUGAAACAAACCGUUCCAGGUUUUUUAACUGUUGUUAUACUCUGUUCGACGGUAUUGGCUGUGGUGGCCGGCAUGUCUGCAUCCCUACCUGUAUCUUCCGUGCAUCCGUUUGCCGCCGAUCCAGUUGAUCUGGACAGGCAAAUGUACGCGCAAGAGAAAACGGCCAAUCGAUCCAGCAGCAACGGCAGCGAAUUUCUCAUUAGAAUCCGGCGUGAAAUUCAUCACCAACGGCAUCAAUGCCCGAUUCAACCGGAUCCUCGUUCGCCCCAUUUGCAACGCCGUUCUCUGUGCCCGUUCGAGAUCCAGCGGGACACCAAUCCUCAACGAAUUCCGGACGUGAUCCUGCGUUCGCACUGCCUCUGUGAAUCUUCGCCGUGUUCUUCAGGCCAGUCUCAGGGCCAGCAGUCAGCCCGUUGCGUGUCGCUCGUGUCGCCAAUCAAAGUGGCUUAUCUCGACCAGCAACUCCAGUACGUCGUUUCGACCGAAAUUAUUCACGUUCCCGUCGCUUGCAUCUGCGCUGCUCAGCCGGCUGGUCGUCACAUGCCACUCCAUCGCAACAUAGUCGUCUGAAAUAAAAAAAAAAACAACAACAACAACAAAAAUAAACAACCGGAAUAACCAAAACAAAAGAGAUUAAGUCAAGAAGAAAGAGAAUAUCUGUUGAUCAGAGCAUUUUUGAAAAAUCAAGUCGAAAAAACAAAGCGUUUUAGCCAAAAAAAAAACAAAACAAACAAAACAAAUGAUACCACGAAUCAAUUAACCCAGCUGGAAUGUGGUUAGCAUAGAGAUUGCAUAACAAUUGUGAUGUCCAUUGCACAGUACGUCUAUCAUGGAGAGUGUCGGCUGGUCCGCCACAAUGUAUGUCGAUGUUGAUUAUCGAUUUAAUACAAAAUCUGUGAGAAGGCUAAAAUAAAAGUACGUCUCAUUCAUGA
Daphnia magna is the source of this 1203-nucleotide messenger RNA. RefSeq lists its product as uncharacterized. The record is from RefSeq and is a predicted model, not a curated record. Gene Ontology annotation, cellular component: extracellular region. Gene Ontology annotation, molecular function: cytokine activity. Bases 272 to 841 code for a protein of 189 amino acids. Lineage: Eukaryota; Metazoa; Arthropoda; Branchiopoda; Diplostraca; Daphniidae. The transcript has a single exon.